AUGGGUACAGUCAAGACCCUGGUAGCUGAUAACCCUUUGGUAAUCUUUAGCAAAACUACUUGUUCAAUAAGCUACUCCAUCAAAGCACUCAUGAAAAGUUUUGGGGCUAACGCGGCUAUAUAUGAGCUCGAUGAAAUUCCGAAUGGGCAACAAGUUGAGGGAGAGUUACUAGGGCUAGGUUGCAGUCCAAGUGUCCCAGUUGUUUACAUAGGUAAGAAAUUGGUUGGAGGUUCUAACGAGGUUAUGAGCCUUAAUAUGAGAAGCGAGCUCAAGCCCCUAUUAAUCAAGGCUAAUGCUAUAUGGCUCUAG
This is a messenger RNA of Erigeron canadensis, 309 nucleotides long. RefSeq names its product monothiol glutaredoxin-S1-like. The record is from RefSeq and is a predicted model, not a curated record. NCBI's taxonomy places the organism in Eukaryota, Viridiplantae, Streptophyta, Magnoliopsida, Asterales, Asteraceae. The transcript has a single exon. The coding region runs from base 1 to 309 and encodes 102 amino acids.